Messenger RNA from Hyalella azteca, 2205 nucleotides. RefSeq lists its product as uncharacterized. The coding region runs from base 1 to 852 and encodes 283 amino acids. The record is from RefSeq and is a predicted model, not a curated record. The transcript is spliced from 5 exons. NCBI's taxonomy places the organism in Eukaryota, Metazoa, Arthropoda, Malacostraca, Amphipoda, Hyalellidae.
AUGAGCGUUGGCUCCAGGGAUAGUUUAAGAAUUAAAUUUGUGGCCAACGGCCAGCUGCUCACACAUAUACUGGGCAGUGAGGGCCCGGAAAUAGAUCGUAACGUCCUCAACGCUGUGCUGCUUGAGACGACUUCAUGUUUGGUUCCUCUAGUUUCGAAGCUCCUGCUACUCAUGAAACAGAAAGGUUUCCGGCUGACAGUGUCAUCUGUCCAUGCAUUCUUAUCUAGUCCAUGCACAUGUCGCCCAAUCCAUCAAAAUACUGACGUUGAUUUCCAAGCCAUUGUGCACUCGCCGGAGUCACCGUAUCGAAUUAUGUUGUCAGAGCUGACCAGGAACUGCUGUGAAGAGGGGCAGUGCUGGUUCAGGUCGCCCAGGAUGACGGAUUUGUGUAUGAGUGCCAUUGAAGCAGGACUUCAUUUCCUUGUGCUUAUGCUGCUCCAUCUCGGCGUGCACGAAUUAUUCCUUGGGGCUCAUGUCCUCACAUUGGGGCUCAUGUCCUCACAGGGGCUCAUGUCCUCCAUUGUUUACCGUUAUGCUCCGAGGUGGAAGCUUCGGACUCCUACGCCUUCUGGGUCUCGUUGCGAUGACGAAAUGAGGCAGCUGGAAUAUCGCUAUAGUGUAGAAAACGUAAUGGCUCGUUUAAAUCAAACAACGCCGCUGCGGUCGCUGAAGGAGCUGUGUCGCCUCUCCAUCCGCGCCUCCCUCGGCCACUGCAGGAUUGAAGAGAAGACGGAAGGCUUGCGAGACGUGUUGCCAGCUCCUCUUAGAGAAUACCUUUACUUCCGCCACGACUUCCUCAUCUUCCCGAGUAUUUCUCAACUUCCAGAGGAAGAUGAGUACUUCGUAUCGUGACUCAUUUUGCCUGGGACCGUUGAUACGGUGACUCGUUUUGCAUGACACCGUUGAUAGGGUGACUAGUCUUGCCUGAGACUGUUGAUACGGUACAUUUCAAUUGAUGAUUAUUCACUGAUGCAGCGUCGAACCCAAAAUUCAAAACUAAACGUAUCAAAAUUUUAAUUUGACCCAUAAAUGAACAUUAAGGUGAAUGAAACAAGACGGAGUCUUAUCUAUCAUCAGCGAAACCCCAAAGAGACAAUAAAGAUAACAUUCCCAUAUCACAACAAUAUUUGGUUUGGUAUCUUUAAUGGAAAUAUUUCUAGCUACGUCAACGACACCAAUUUUUCAUUAAAACUUCGGAAGAUGUUUUGUAGGGCUACGUCUACGGCUACGCUGAUGCGACUACGUCGUCAACUGCCUGAGGCACGUCUUUGCUACUGAGGCCCAGGAGCAAUAGAACUAACGCUCAUCUGUCCUCAGUUGGGGGAGCUGAUGCGAGAUUAUUUUGGUGACAAUAGUGGGACAGAGGCGGACGUCAGGGAUUGUGCUCAAAUAUACGUUAACGAUUCCUUGUCAGACGAAUGUGGGAUUUAGACUGUUCUUGUGGUGGUAUUGACGCCUAGUGAUUUCUUCUGGAUUUUAUCAAGCUUUCAAUUUCAAAUAUUUUUUCACGUUCUUUUUCUUGUAAUUUCACGUAAACAGCGCAACAAAUUUAUUUUCUGUGGGCGCUUCCGCAUCUAUUUCUUGUCCAAGUUUAGAGUUUUUUUCCGGAAAUCGCGCAGCUGUCGUUCAAUAAUGUCACAUUGUUGAUGGUAUUUCUGUUGCCAUUAAUCAUUUAGAAAAGAAUAACAUCUACGACGGAUAAUGUAUUCUUAGACAGAGCGCGAUAUUUUUGCUACAAUAAACCACAAGAUCUAUAGAUCCAGACCCAACCUUUCUCUUUCCUUAUUCAGUACAUUCCUUAUUUGCUUUCUAUACUGAAUACUUUUGAAUACUGUCGCUCGGCUGGUAGUUCAGUUUAAUAGGCUAAAAACGAAGUUUAAUAAGAAAAAUCGAGUCUUUCCGGUGAUCCUCAUUAAAAGCUCCUAAGUUAAUUGUUACUGCGACUUGAAAUCGACAAGGUGGCUAAGUGGUUACAGUUGAGAGUACUAAAAUUGUUGCAGUGUGUUGCGGGUUCGAUCCCAGCUUGUUAUGACAGUCCUAAUCAAAACGUGAGCGUCAGAAAAACUAUAUUUGACCAACGAAUUUCGUUGGAUCGUGACCAGCAUCGUUUCAAAAAUAAGUAUCAGCGAUUCAAUGGGCAGCGCGUUGGUUAUAGCAAUCGUGUUCACGACACGAUCGUUCUUCAAAUAUUUUUCUUACAGGUUU